CUGGCUGUCCAGGAAGGGAGAGCUUGGUUUGCUGAGAGCACAGGGCCACAGGCAAGGAGAACUUGGGCUCUGGGUGUUGUGGGUUAUACUUAAGGUGUGGCAAUCCUACCCAGCGUUGGGCCCUAUCCAAGUGCCUGUUCACCAUGCACCCAUGCACGCAUCCAUUCAUUCUGCAUCCCCAUAACAUCUCCCAAGGGCUAGGCCUGAGCCGGCCUUGGGUUUGGAAUGGUGAAGUGUCUGCACUCCAGCUCUGUGGAAAGUCUCUGCUCCAGAGGAGGGAAACCAGGCCUGGAGAAGGGGAGAGACUGGACUGAGGCCUCCACAGCUUCCCGACUUUCCCUUCCUGGCUCCAGAGUAGCUUCUUGGAGGGUUCAUGACCUUACAGGUGAUCUCUCUGGCCGCCUCCUUGCCUAUCUGAGCCUCAGCCCUAUUUUUGUUAUUGUUGGUUUUGUGACCCUCAUCAUAUUCAAGCGGGAGCUACACACGAUUUCAUUCCUCGGGGGCCUGGCACUGAAUGAAGGUGUCAACUGGCUGAUCAAACACGUCAUCCAGGAGCCUCGGCCCUGUGGAGGCCCACACACAGCAGUGGGCACUAAGUACGGGAUGCCCUCCAGCCACUCCCAGUUUAUGUGGUUCUUCUCUGUCUAUUCCUUCCUUUUCCUGUAUUUAAGAAUGCAUCAAACAAAUAACGCCAGGUUCUUGGACUUGCUGUGGAGGCAUGUGCUCACCCUAGGGCUCCUCACUGCAGCCUUUCUCGUCUCCUAUAGCAGGGUCUACCUGCUGUACCACACCUGGAGCCAGGUACUCUAUGGGGGUAUUGCUGGAAGCCUCAUGGCCAUCGCUUGGUUCAUCUUCACCCAGGAAGUUCUCACCCCACUGUUCCCCAGGAUAGCAGCCUGGCCCAUCUCCGAGUUUUUCCUCAUCCGGGACACGAGCCUCAUCCCCAAUGUGCUCUGGUUUGAGUACACAGUAACCAGGGCAGAAGCCAGGAACAGACAACGCAAGCUGGGGACAAAGCUGCAGUGAUUGGUGGGCGUGGCUGGGUCAAGCCCCCAAAUCUGGCCUGCGCCAUGCCUCGCAGGAUGGACAGGAUGAUGGACGGAGGAGGGUGAAGCAGAGACCUUGACAGACCCAAGUCACCAAGUGGAGCCUUUUUUCCUUAUUUUCAUUUUAAUGGACAUGGUGGACCAAAGGGCUGAGUCAGGCCCUCAGCGAGGACCCUGGGAGGGCCUGCUGUCUGUGGGUCACAUGGCCAGAGACCCUGGCUCUGCUGCUGCCAGCUCCUGACUGGGUGGAAAGUGUUCUUGGCAUGGGCCCUGGGUUGGGUAGAGCAUGGGGGCUUGGUCCUCUGGUCUUGAGACCAGGAACUCCAGGUGGAGUGCACACUAUUUAUUUUUUGGGAUUGUGGAGUUGGCUGCUCCACAGUGGCUGCCCUGGUACAAAGGGCCCAGGUCAGCUCCAGGCCCUGUGCCCUGAGCUGGGGCGGCCUGCCUCCUGUUGGACCUGAGUGGAGCCUGGAGCCUGGGGCCCAUGAGUGAGGCAUCCCCUGCUCUCCUUGCCACCCCUCCAGAACCUUGUCAGUGUUUCCUUGCCUGGGGGCAGGGCCCAGGUCGAGCACCCGUCUGUCGGCUGCUGUCAUUGCGUUCUUCCCUAGACCCACCCAACAUCACAAGGGCUUUCUCUGGUCCUCCAUCCCUUCCUGACAAGAGCCUGCACCUAGGGGUGAGCACACCCGAGCGUUUACAGCCCCUUUUGUCUGGCCAUCCAGUAGCAGUCUGUCUUCACCCCCACAUGAACAGCAGGAACCAGGAGCUCAGCUGGAUUCUGGCAGUGUGGCAGUGCUGACACCCUCCCCAUCAGCUGCCCUGUGUGCUCUGGAUUUGCCCGUCCUUCCUGGCCUGCCCUGGAGGCUACCUGGGUGUGGGCUCUCCGACCCCCACCUGCACAGCUGUAAGGAGACCCUCUUAGGACCUGUCUCCGGUCGGCCUGCCCCAGUUGUGGAGAUGCUUCCCGAAGUGCAGCAGCCCCAGGGGGCUGUUCAGCCCUCCCCUUCUCUUCGUGGAGGUCCUAACCUGCUGCUGAAGCACAAGUGUUUGGUGCUUUCCUUUGGUGUUUGUUAAAGGCCGUGUCCAAGCCUCUCGAGAUGCCAGGGCCAGGGCCGGUUUCUAGGGAGGUAGUCAGUCAGUCACAUUCCCCCCCUUCCCUAGGAUUUUUAUUUUUGACUUUUUGCUUGAGACAAGCCAAGUGUGAGGUGGUUUAAGAAAAUAAAAUUGUUUACUAUUGUUUUAAAAUAAAAUCUGAAACUCCGGAGGCUGAGUACACGUUAACUGAACUGAGGAGAGGAGGCUGUGACAGGCAGCCCUCUGGAGCCCCAAGCAUUUCCAGGGGACUUUGUCCCCACAAGCCCCCAAAGUGAAGGUUUAAUGGCCUCAAAAUCUGCCACAGGAGCUUGCCAGCCUCUGGGGUCUGCCAUUCAUGUCUGUGCUCCUGUCAGAUGCCCUCCCUGCCUGGUAGAGGCUAGCCCUGGCCAGCUUUUCCUCCACAGAAGUCUUGAGGACUGGGGAGUAUCUGUCCUUCCUAGGGGUUCCAUGGUCCACUCACUUGUGCCGUCUGCUUCAGUGUGUACGGGGUUUUGCCUUGGCAGAAAUGCCUGUCCGCCAAGCUGGUGGUCAGAGGCCUUGCAGUACUGAGUGAGCACAGGCUGGCCCGAAGCAGGUAGUUUCCUUUCUUGGCAAGUUAGGCCGAGGUACACAGCCACACCCUCUGGGUGAGUGUGUAUGGGAGGUCACCAUGUUCCUCACAUGGUGGGGGAGGGUAGAAUCUUGACUGUUAUUACUGCUGGCUGGUAGUGACCCCAGGAAAAAGAAUGUAUCCUGGACUUUAUUUUUUGAGACAGGGUUUCUCUGUGUAGCUU
Messenger RNA from Onychomys torridus (southern grasshopper mouse), 2914 nucleotides. RefSeq names its product dolichyldiphosphatase 1 (gene Dolpp1). Bases 226 to 1026 code for a protein of 266 amino acids. Gene Ontology annotation, biological process: protein N-linked glycosylation; lipid biosynthetic process. The transcript has 8 exons. Gene Ontology annotation, molecular function: dolichyldiphosphatase activity. The record is from RefSeq and is a predicted model, not a curated record. Gene Ontology annotation, cellular component: intracellular membrane-bounded organelle; endoplasmic reticulum membrane. NCBI's taxonomy places the organism in Eukaryota, Metazoa, Chordata, Mammalia, Rodentia, Cricetidae.